AUGAUCACCCAAACUUGGGCUCUUAUCCUUUUGAUCUCCUAUCUCUCCUCCACUGCCAAUUUGCACCCGCUGUCUCACAUCAGAGUGCGAAAAAUAUCAACUCUCCAAGGCUGGAUGAGAAUUCACCCCAGACACUUCCAAUCACUAAUUAGAAUGUCUGAGGCUGGCCAGAAAAGAGCAGUAUCACCUGCUGCGGCGGACAAGUCACCAGCUGACUUCCCAAAAACAAGGGCCCCAAGAGGAACGAAAAAGCUCAGAGAUGACCAUGGGUUCAAGGUGAAGCAGCAGACGAUCGAUAAAGACGUUCUUUCGUCUACGGCAAACCCACAGAAGACUAUCCACGAAGAGGAAACUGAAGGAGCCUCGUAUGUGAUUGACGGGCCGCUUCGAAGAACCACGCCUUACUAUUUCACGUAUUUGACAUACUGCAAGCAGAGAUGGAGAGACAGGAAGAUCCUAGAUGUGUUCCUCGAUGAGUUCAGGGAAAAGGACGGUGAUAUUUAUCGCAAGGCCAUAGCCUCGGGCCAGGUUACAAUCAACAAGAAGCCAACGACAAUAGACUCGAUCGUGAGAAAUGGUGAUCUAAUAUCACACAGGUGCCAUCGUCAUGAACCUGCGGUUUCGCUGAGACCUAUAAAGAUCGUUUUCGAGGAUGAAAAUGUAAUUGCCAUAGAUAAACCCUCGGGUAUUCCAGUGCAUCCCACCGGCCGCUACAGGUAUAACACUAUCACUAAGAUAUUUCAGCAUGAGUACGGCAAAACUGUGCACCCUUGCAACAGAUUAGAUAGACUCACCCUGGGGCUCAUGUUCUUGGGUAAAAACGCAAAAGGUGCUGACUACUUUGUCAAGCAGAUUCGUGAGAGAAACGUGAGGAAGGAGUAUAUUGCCAGGGUCAAAGGUAAGUUCCCUGUGGAGCCUCUUCUGAUAGACCAGCCAUUGUAUACUGCCUCUCCAAAACACGCCUUGAACGUCGUGGAUCACGAAAAGGGGAAACCAGCAGUGACUGAAUUCAAGAGGGUGUCUUAUGAUCCUUCUACGGACACGUCGAUCGUGAAAUGUCAUCCACUAACAGGCAGAACACACCAAAUUAGGGUGCAUCUCCAAUACGUAGGCCACCCGAUCGCCAACGACCCAAUUUAUUCAAGUGCAUUCGUUUGGGGUAGUGAUGAUUUGGGAAAGGGUAACGAAGGAUGUUCGGAAGAUGUGAUUGCCAGAUUGGACAAAAUAGGUAAAGAGAAAGCUUGCUCUACUUGGUUCCACCCUGAGGAAGACGGUGAAGUGCUCUCCAAGGAGUGUUGCCCCGAAUGUGAGAUGCCCUUCUACACUGAUCCUGGUCCAAACGAUCUUGAUCUCUGGCUCCACGCCUACAAGUAUGAGGCGUCGGAUAAGCUGUGGUCGUACACAGCAGAUUAUCCUGACUGGGCCAUCAAUCCACACCGCAAGUUCAUGGAGCUUGCUAUAGAACAGGCAAGAAAGUGUGGAGAAACUCAGACUCAAUUUAAUGUGGGUGCUGUGUUGGUGCUUGAUGGAGAGAUCCUUGCCACUGGCCAUUCCCGAGAGCUUCCUGGCAACACACACGCUGAGCAAUGUGCACUAGAAAAAUAUUUCAAGGAACAUAACACUACUGAUGUACCUAAGGGAACAGAAUUAUUUACGACGAUGGAGCCAUGUUCAUUCAGGCUUAGUGGCAACUUACCUUGUGUCGAUAGAGUCCUAAACACUAGCAUUAAAACCUGCUUUGUGGGAGUUCUUGAGCCCGAUACAUUCGUGAAGAAUAACACGGGCAAGGCUAAACUUGAGGAAGCUGACGUUGAGUACAUUCAUAUCCCUGGCUACGAAGAUGAAUGUCUCGAGAUUGCCACUUUUGGCCAUGAGAAGAAGGACUAA
Messenger RNA from Candidozyma auris, 1887 nucleotides. Its product is annotated as bifunctional DRAP deaminase/tRNA pseudouridine synthase. Gene Ontology annotation, molecular function: pseudouridine synthase activity; RNA binding. The coding region runs from base 1 to 1887 and encodes 628 amino acids. The record is from RefSeq and is a predicted model, not a curated record. Gene Ontology annotation, biological process: pseudouridine synthesis. The transcript has a single exon. NCBI's taxonomy places the organism in Eukaryota, Fungi, Ascomycota, Pichiomycetes, Serinales, Metschnikowiaceae.